Ixodes scapularis (black-legged tick) is the source of this 2525-nucleotide messenger RNA. RefSeq names its product transcriptional repressor protein YY1. The transcript has 7 exons. The coding region runs from base 29 to 1186 and encodes 385 amino acids. Gene Ontology annotation, molecular function: RNA polymerase II cis-regulatory region sequence-specific DNA binding; DNA-binding transcription factor activity, RNA polymerase II-specific. Gene Ontology annotation, biological process: regulation of transcription by RNA polymerase II. Gene Ontology annotation, cellular component: PcG protein complex; transcription regulator complex. NCBI's taxonomy places the organism in Eukaryota, Metazoa, Arthropoda, Arachnida, Ixodida, Ixodidae. The record is from RefSeq and is a predicted model, not a curated record.
UCACGUGGUUCUUCCUCCAUCUUUGCAGAUGGGCAAGAUGGCGUCCUCGGAUGUGGUUACCGAGGUAGAGAUUCAGCCCGAAAUCCAAGAAGUCGAGAUAGAGGCUAUCCCCGUCGAAAUGCCCGUCGAGACCGUGGUCACAACCGUCGAAUCCGUCGAGGGACAGCCCAUGAUCGCUUUGCAGCCGCUGCCAGAACCCGGGAGGGAAGAGAUCAUACUCCAAACGCAAGAGGAGAUCGUCGGCAGCAUCGACGCCGAUCACGAAGCGCUGUCCGGCUACGACAACAUCCCAGUGCCCACGCCCGAAGUGUUGAUAGAGACGAGUCCGAGCACGUCCGGCAAACGCGGCCGCAAAGGGAAGCGAGGCGGCAAGGGGAGAGGCUUCGGCGGCGAACUCACAUUCGAGACGGACCGGAGUACUCGCAAGUGGGAACAAAAACAGGUGCAGAUUAAGACGCUCGAAGGCGAGUUUUCCGUCACCAUGUGGGCGUCCGGAACGGAGGACGUUGCAGAGGAGUCGACGCCAGAGCCGGACCCCGACUACACGGAGUACAUGACGGGCAAGAAGAUUCCCCCAGGAGGCAUCCCCGGCGUGGACCUCAGCGACCCCAAGCAGCUGGCCGAGUUCGCCAACUCGGCGCCGGACAACGGCAUGAAGCAGUGGUGGGAGCAGGUGCAGUGCACCAGCGUCUACUCCCCAGAGAAGGGCAAGGGCAGCUCCUCCCAGAGGAUGAAGCCGAGGAAGCAGAGCGACGACGUUGCCAGAACGAUAGCGUGCCCACACAAAGGCUGCAGCAAGAUGUUCCGGGACAACUCGGCGAUGCGCAAGCACCUGCACACGCACGGGCCCCGGGUGCACGUGUGUGCCGAGUGUGGCAAGGCCUUUGUGGAGAGCUCCAAGCUCAAGAGGCAUCAGCUGGUGCAUACGGGGGAGAAGCCCUUCCAGUGCACGUUCGAAGGCUGCGGAAAGCGUUUCUCGCUGGACUUCAACCUGCGCACCCACGUCCGCAUCCACACGGGAGACCGGCCGUACGUCUGUCCGUUUGACGGCUGCAACAAGAAGUUUGCCCAGUCCACCAACCUCAAGUCGCACAUCCUCACCCACGCCAAGGCCAAAAACGGCACAGGCCAGAGGCUGUCGGACAUAGACUCGCAGAAGGUGACCUUCACCUUUGACCAGGACUAAACACACAGCGCUGCACAAGCCUUCAUACGCGGGACGUCGCUUUGAUUUCACCCUUGGUUUUUGUUGUUUUAUAUGGCCCUGUUUGUUUGUUUAUUUGUGGGUUCUUUUUUUUUAAAAUGAAUUCGGAAAUUUUUUUUAAGGAAGCGAAGGGAACAACUGGCGCAGUAGCGCCCGGCGUCGCCACUACACCGACGUUCUUGGGGAAAACAGCCUUAUUUGGUCGAGCCGUCGUCUCGUUUGUGACCGGCGGAUUGUGGGGUUUGAUUGGGGCAACGUCGGUGAGACCGAGCGCCCCCUGUGAAUACGUCGGAGACUCGCUUCAUUUCUUUCGUCUGAAAUAAAGCGCGGCCUGCCACCGGUGGAGUUUUGUCUUGCGAGGAACUCGGGAAAGAAGACAACGCCAGAUUUGCUCGUGAAGUGGACAAUCUUUUUUUUUUUUUUUUUUUUUCCUUUUUUCGGUCUUGGCAAUGUUGCCGGGAGAGAGUCAUGUCACCGAUGCCAUCGUACGGCGACUGUCACGUUUCCGCUUCUUUGAUUUCGGCAGCGGCGGGAGCCACGAAGCGUGUCCGGGAUGGAGCCGUGUGCUGUGGUUUUUGUAAAAAGAAAGAGACGCCCUCCAUUUUUCCUGCAUCUAAAGAUUUUUUCUUUUCUCUCCUUGUCUUUGGUAUCAACCCCUUGCGCAAGCAUGUGUGUCUGCGUGUGUGCAUGUCGUCGACGCAUCUCAAUGUACAUAGUUACCAUGAAGUUAUGCUCCGAAGCCCGUUUCGCUUAGGUGUCCCUCUCCACCCGUUACCGUCGUACGAGACAUUUGAUUGGCCGUAAGGCCGGCGGACGUCAAAGCGGGUUUUUUGGCGUCAGCCAGAUUUACGAGUUGCGGCUGUGGAAGCGUCUCUGAGAGACUGAACUGAGUCGAGGGCGUCAGGCCUCGUCCCUAGUGCUUGAAUUUCAACAACACUUAAUCUGAGCAGUUAAACUUCAAAGAAUUAAGGCCAGUCACGAUCGAAAUCAUGCCCGACCACCAACUGCGUCCCUUGGUCCAUCCCUGUAAUAUACCGUACUGACGACCGAGACAGCAGUGUCGCCCUUGUUUGGCAGAAUGGUGCGAGAGCGUUGCCCUCCCGAGAAGAAAAAAAAACGACGCACGUAUCGGGCUUGUACAUAUUAUUCUUUGUAGUGCUUGUUCAGCAUUCAUCACACUUGUCUUUUGUACUAGCUGCACUGUGCAGUGGCUGUCCCCUUUCUCCUUGCGUUUUGUUUGUGUGAAAAGACACAUCCGUUCGUUUGCUGUACAGAUUGCUUUGUUCGACAAGAGAAUAAAGAUAACUUUCUAUUGUGGAUA